CGGCCAGCAGUUUGACCCAAACCGAGCGUCCGGGCGCACAUCUCGCUCGCGCAAGUCGGUGAAAGUAACGGAAAAGGAAAUAAACAUUGGAAAGAAGCGCCUCGGAAAUAAAGCACCACGCGCUCCAACUUCCAUCUUCAUUUUUUUUGUUCUGUUUUAUUAUUAUUAUUAUUAUUAUUAUUAUUAUUAUUAUUAUUAUUAUUAUUAGAUCCAAAACACCACUUUCUUUAGAGUUUAAUCACCACAUACAGCCGCGCGCGCGCACUUCUGAGCGCGAUGUGAGGACCGGGGAUCCCGUUACAGGUGACGCCGUUUCACGGAACCCGAAGGAAACAUGUAAAACACCGCGGCUAGAUCUGCGGGGUUGUUUUGUUUUGUUUUGUUUGUUUGUUUGUUUGUGUUGGGGCUGGGGGUUCUCGCACCGAGUUGCAUCCAUGAUUCCGCCAGCCAACAUGACGCAGACCGACAGCGACGGGAACGGGAACGAGAAAGAGAAAGAGAAAGAGCCAGUGACGGAGCAGAGCGAGCCGCCUCAGUCUCCGACCUCCGCGAGCCAGCACGAGUCCAAGCUGCAGAAGCUGAAGCGCUCGCUUUCCUUCAGGACCAAGAGCCUCCGCAGCAAAAGUGCCGACAACUUCUUCCAGCAUCCGAGUCCCGAGGUUAGCAACAGCAACAGCACAGGACAGCUAAGUACCAUCGGGGUGUCUGUCUUGCCCGAGUCCUGUUACAUCCCACCCCUGAGUCCGCCUCCCAUAAUGCCGUCUGGACUUCCCCUGACCAUCUGCUCGCCGUCGCGUGCGCCGCGUCCACCCGACCCCACGGCACACACCUUCCUGGAGCACACGUUCAAGAAGCCGCACUUCUGCGACCUCUGCAACCAUAUGAUUGUAGCUUGCCAAGGCGGAGCAGGCAAAGUGUUCGGCCCCAACGCCAAGCUGGGACUCCGCUGCAAAGCGUGUAAAAUGGGCAUCCAUCACAAGUGUCUGAACAGGGUGGGGCAGCAGAGGUGCAUGGGCAAACUGCCCAAAGGCUUCAGGAGGUACUCCAGCUCCCCGCUGCUGAUCCAGGAGCAGUUUGGCUGCAUUAAAGAGGUCAUGCCUAUCGCGUGCGGCAGUAAGGUGGACCCGGUGUACGAGGCGCUGAGGUUCGGGACGUCCCUCGCUCAGAAGACCAAGAGGGCCAGCGGCUCAGACUCGCCUCCUAGAAACUCAACCAGUGAUCUUGCUGAGGUUCCCGAGGAAGCAGCCCACUGCAGUCAUGCGCAGCUCACCAGGAAACACAGCGACAACGUCUUCACGUCUCUGGAGAACGGAACAGAAACCUUCCUCACAGAAGAGAAGAAACCGGAGGACUCACAGACUGAUGAAGAUGAAGAUCUGCAGAAGGACAUCCUGCCUCUGAGCACAUACGUGGCUUUGUACAGAUUCACCCCGCAAGAAAGUCAGGACCUGGAGCUGAGACCCGGGGAUCGGAUAAUCCUGGCAGACGACUCUAAUGAAGACUGGUGGAAGGGCAUGAUCGAGGACAGGAUAGGUUUUUUCCCAGCAUCCUAUGCGCACCCGGUGAAGGAAGGCGACCGCGUGUUCAGGUGUAGCCGCACGUUCAUCGGCUGUAAGGAGCAGGGCCAGAUCACCAUAAAGGAGGGACAGAUCUGCGUGAGCGGCGAGGACGAGAGAAACGGCUUCAUCCGAGUGGCCAGCGGAAAGAAACGAGGCUUCGUCCCCUGUGACGUUCUGGAGGACAUCUGAACGACAGGAAACGAGAGAUACGAGAAAGACGGAAAGAGAGCGAGAGAUCAGGGGGAGAAGAUGCGCCUUCGGAAACAGGAAGUCGAGCUUUUUUUUUUUUCUCUUUUUUUAAAACACACACACACAAAACAAACAAACGAACGAACAAGCGAGUUCUGUUUCUUCUGCAUCCCCGUGUGUGUGACGACGAGAGGACGGGAAUCGGACGGACGGGGAGACCUCUCGACUUUAAACGUAGGCGCUUAAGGAAAAGAGCGCCGGAUGAUCACACGGCGCUCGGAGCUUUUUUCACGCGAGGCAGAAUCCAGUUUGCCGUACGAACCCGACAUCGCCCGGCUCACUCGUAGCUCAGAACCUUCCGGUGAGAAUAAGCGCUCGAAACAUAGUACACCCUGGGAUUUGAACAAACACACGGCCAGAGGAAUAUCAAAUACUGUUCGUACGAUUGUUCUUAUCAACUUCUUUUCUUUAGAAUCCACUUCUCUCUCUCUCUCUCUCUCUCUCGUUUUUUUUUUUUUUUACUUCUUACCGCUAGUAAAAGUUUGUGUCCUCGUGACCUUGGGAUAAGAAAAAGUGCUGCACCGGUGACAGAAAGAUGCUUUUCGCAUAUCACGAAAUCGUCGGGUGUGUGUGUUUUUUUUUUGUUUUUUUUUCUUUCUCGAAACGAGGACGUGACGGCGAACAAAGACGCUUUUUUUUUCUCUCUCUCUCUCUCUCGCCUGCCAUGAAAGGAAAAAUCCUCGUUCUCAACCAGAAAAGUGUCGUUUCGUGACAGAGUCCGUGGAGGAUUUCUAAAUGACUCUCGUGAGGACUUUUGUGCUCUACACUGCCUGUUAAUUUUACUGUAGAUCAUCAUAAUAAAUGACUUCCAGCUUAGCAACCAAAUCAGCCCUUGGUUUAAUACGCUUGAUGGAAAUCUGACGUUUUUAUCGACAUCGACAAUGAACACAGUGUUGCUAAAACUUUUACCCAUAGGACUUUAUAUAUAUAUAUAUAUAGUAGCAUUAUUGAUUCUGACAUUAUAACUUACGCUUCUUUGAAGAGAUAAAUCUGCAAGACCUUUUGAGUUUUUGUUGAUUUUUUGAUUUUUAAUCCACACGAGGAAUUUUUCAUCUAAAAAAAAAAAAAAUUCGCUAAGAUGAGACCGGCUGUACACUCCCAGUCCAAACUCUGUACACCCCUGCUCAUGGAAAGUCUUCAUUUGUACAUUGUUUUCCAACUCUCUUCGCAUGAACUAUGAAAUUCCUCAGCGGCGAGCAAGAAAAGCUCAAAAAUUCCAAACUAUUUCUCUUUAAUUCUUAACGGUACUCAUGCUAAGAAUUCACGUAUACACUUCAACCCAGUUCAGUCUUUUAUUAGUUUAGCGCUUUUAACAACGGGCGUCGUCACAACGCAGCUUUACGGGAAUGUAUAUCGAUUCCGGAAAUAAAAUUCGACAUUUAGAGAUUCGUCCCGGAUUUAUGCACGUUCUAGUUCCACCUCCCGAACGAUCGGGAUAAAACGGAGCUCCUCGCCGCGUAUAGCGUGUACUUUUAAAACGUCACGUCGGGCAAAAAAAUGACGUGUUUUAACGGAGACGUGAUCGUAAUGCAUUAACCUCCCCGCUUACUUUUGUCUUAGAGACGAAUUUUAGCCCUUUUUCAACAUGUUUUUAAAGAUGAAUUAGUUUGUUUUUGUUUUUUAUUAUUAUUAUUAUUAUUAUUAUUAUUAUUAUUAUUAUUAGUCUUACUAGAAAGAUAAGCUGGAAAAAAUGUCGAAAACGAAUUAAAACCUUUGUUUUUAAUUUUGUAAUUUUUAAACAUUUUUUGUGUUUACU
This is a messenger RNA of Ictalurus punctatus (channel catfish), 3564 nucleotides long. RefSeq names its product SH3 and cysteine rich domain (gene stac). NCBI's taxonomy places the organism in Eukaryota, Metazoa, Chordata, Actinopteri, Siluriformes, Ictaluridae. Gene Ontology annotation, cellular component: extrinsic component of cytoplasmic side of plasma membrane. Bases 435 to 1748 code for a protein of 437 amino acids. The record is from RefSeq and is a predicted model, not a curated record. The transcript is spliced from 12 exons. Gene Ontology annotation, molecular function: transmembrane transporter binding. Gene Ontology annotation, biological process: positive regulation of voltage-gated calcium channel activity; positive regulation of protein localization to plasma membrane; skeletal muscle contraction.